CAAAAAACAAUCUGGGAGAGGAAGGAGGUUGGGAGGGAAGUGUGACCAGCAGGAAGAGGCGACAAUGGCGCGAGGUGGCGCGUGGGCGGCGGCGGCGGCGGCGGUGCUGUGGUGGAUGGCGACGGGCGCCAGGGCGGUGUGGCUGGAGAUCGCGCCGUCGGGGACCAAGUGCGUGGCGGAGGAGAUCCGGUCCAACGUCGUCGUCAUCGGCGACUACGCCGUCCUCUACGAGCACCAGCAGGUCCAUCCCACCGUCUCCGUCAAGAUCACAUCCCCUUUUGGGGAUACCAUACACAAGAAAGAUAAGGUUACGGUGGACCAGUUUGCAUUUACCACAUCAGAAGCAGGAAAUUACUUGGCUUGCUUUACAGUUGACGGUGAUAACAAGGGUUUGGUGAUGAAACUAAAUCUUGACUGGAAAAUUGGUAUCGCGGCAAAAGAUUGGGAUGCUAUUGCUAAAAAGGAAAAGAUUGAGGGAGUUGCGCUAGAGUUGUUUAAGCUUGAUGAAUCUGUCCAAACAAUCUAUGAAAAUCUGCUCGUGCUGAGGACCAAAGAAUCCGACAUGAGAGAUGUCAGUGAGGUGACGAAUGCUAGGGUCUUAUGGUUGAGCAUGAUGUCGCUCGGUGUUUGCAUUUGUGUUUCAGUUAUGCAGCUGGUGCAUCUAAAACGGUACUUCCGAAAGAAGAAGCUUAUCUGAGAUUAUAUACUCCUCUGCAGCAUACAUACAUUCUAUGUUCUAUUUAGUACUAGAUGAAAUAUAAUAAUUUUGCCACAAUGGAUGUUAAGCAAUUAUGUUACAGAUAAAUGAUAGCAUGUUCUCACCUAAUCCCAAGUUCAGAUAAGAUGGCACUGCUGCCA
Molecule: messenger RNA, 858 nt
Organism: Triticum aestivum (bread wheat)
Lineage: Eukaryota; Viridiplantae; Streptophyta; Magnoliopsida; Poales; Poaceae
Product: transmembrane emp24 domain-containing protein p24delta3
Exons: 4
Coding region: 65-697 (210 amino acids)
Source: RefSeq, a predicted model, not a curated record